UUCAUUCGGUCACUCUUCCUAUAAAUACAGACUAUUAAUACUCAUUUUGGAAACAUUACGAAUCAACAAGUGAUACAGUGACUAUGGAAUUGAAAUUGUUGGCUUUGGUAUUUUGUUGUGUCGGAUUCGCAUCAUGUCAGGCACCCAGACGUGAUGACAAAUGGCCACCGCCAGAGCUUAUAAAAUUUUUAAAACCGAUCCACGAUAAGUGUGUCUCUAAAAUUGGUGUAACUGAAGAGGCUAUUAAAAAGUUCAGUGAUGAGGAAAUUCAUGAAGAUGAAAAACUGAAAUGCUACAUGAACUGUGUAUUCCACGAGGGACACGUGGUUGACGAUAAUGGUGAACUACAUUUAGAAAAAUUGGCUGAAGGUGUCGAAAUGUUAGGACCGGAAGUCGAAGCUAUUGCCCUAGCAAUGGGCAAGAAGUGCUUAAAACCUGAAGGGGAAACACAGUGUGAUAGGGCAUUCUGGUACCACAAAUGCUGGAAAACGGCAGAUCCAAAGCAUUAUUUCCUUAUUUAAAAGCAGAAUGAUUUAGUUAUUGCAGAUUUCACCGGAAUGACAUUAUUUGAUUCAUUUUGUAGUACUUUCAAUACCAUUUAUUGAAUAAAGUGUUGAUUAAU
Molecule: messenger RNA, 622 nt
Organism: Bradysia coprophila
Lineage: Eukaryota; Metazoa; Arthropoda; Insecta; Diptera; Sciaridae
Product: pheromone-binding protein-related protein 6-like
Biological process (GO): sensory perception of smell
Molecular function (GO): odorant binding
Source: RefSeq, a predicted model, not a curated record